This is a messenger RNA of Coccomyxa subellipsoidea C-169, 690 nucleotides long. RefSeq lists its product as hypothetical. Lineage: Eukaryota; Viridiplantae; Chlorophyta; Trebouxiophyceae; Coccomyxaceae. The record is from RefSeq and is a predicted model, not a curated record. The annotation marks the transcript as partial. The transcript is spliced from 3 exons.
AUGCCGACUACACCUAAAACUCUGGUCAGGCACAGCAUACCCUUUCUGCUACUGCUGUUCUGCGCAACUCGAUCUGAGACGAGAAGCUACUUACGACUCCACGCUAAUGGAUCGGAGACACAUUCUCUCAAGGAGAAAGGAGACGAUUUAUUUGCGUUAUACAGGGGCACCAUUUUGGCAAAUGAUUCUAAGCGGAAAAAGAUAGCAUACACUUGUGGUAGUGGCGAUCUCUGUGGAGGCGUUGGAGAUAGGCUUAAAGGCUUUGCAUCCACAUUUGUGUUGGCUCUCUUGCUCGAUGCUGAAUUUGUCGUCGAAUGGACAAGCCCGGUCCCAAUAGAUUCCUUUUUCAAAAUGCCUGUUAUGACAAAUGGCGAAGGCUUGAGAAAAUCAGCAAAGAACGCGACCACCUGGUCGUUGAUAGAUGCUCAUUCUAGUUCCAUGGAGCUUAAGAAGCUGCGCAUGAGCAACUUUCGAGAAUUGUGGAGAAGUAAUGACUUUAUUAGUAUACAUCUUAAUGGUGCUGUGUGGAACCAUUUUGUUAUGAAUGAGCAUCUAGUGGACAUCGGCGAUAAAUAUUCUCUGAAUAGGUUUAGCAAGCGGCAGCUCUUUGAGGUGGUCAUGAAAUAUUAUUUUUCUACUCCUAUGCCGGCUCUUCAAAAUUUCGUUGUGCGGGAAGCUGCAAAAUUUCGA